Molecule: messenger RNA, 213 nt
Organism: Cylicostephanus goldi
Lineage: Eukaryota; Metazoa; Nematoda; Chromadorea; Rhabditida; Strongylidae
Source: the annotation of a GenBank genome assembly
AUGAGCGCCCCGCUGGUACCGAAUGUCGAUCCCGGUGAACGCGGUGACGUCCGAGGUUGGUGGUUCUCGAAAGAGGAUAAUCAGUUCAGCUCUCGUGACGUCUGCUCAAUAGCUACAGGAUUCGAACAAUCGGUUGGUGGAUUGUUGAUUUUUGUGCGUUUCUCUUUUUUCCCUUAUUUUCCUUUUCCUUGUUGUCAGCUAGCCUGUAAAUAA